Messenger RNA from Acipenser ruthenus (sterlet), 3661 nucleotides. Its product is annotated as histone deacetylase 8-like. The transcript is spliced from 11 exons. NCBI's taxonomy places the organism in Eukaryota, Metazoa, Chordata, Actinopteri, Acipenseriformes, Acipenseridae. The record is from RefSeq and is a predicted model, not a curated record. The coding region runs from base 296 to 1432 and encodes 378 amino acids. Gene Ontology annotation, molecular function: histone deacetylase activity.
CAGUUUUCUUCAUCGGUCGAAAGUAACUUUCAUUAAUUUGCCAAAGAAAAAAUCAAGCGCUUUAAAAAAAAGUUAUGUAUACCUAUAGAACUGUCUAUCUUUACACAUUAGAAAAUAUUUUCUUGUCAUGAAUUAAAUGCAACCGGUCCAGCAUAGAGUGAUACGUGUUUCCCUUUGUGAGAGGAGUGUUUAUUGUGAAACGCCCGACUGGGUUAUAGCAUUACUUCAGUAAAGGGGAAUUGUAACCUCAAGUCCUCCACAAAUCAAACGACUUGACCAAAAUACAUGCAGUGCAAUGGAUAUUAAAAGUGAUUCUGAGGCUGGGAGUGGUAGAGACCCCGAUGUGGUUUAUGUGUACAGUCCCGAGUACAUCGAUACAUGCGACUCUCUUUCCAAAGUACCUAAAAGGGCAAGCAUGGUUCAUUCAUUAAUUGAAGCAUAUGGCUUGCUUAAACACAUGAGGGUAGUAAAGCCCCACACUGCAACGAUGGAGGAGAUGGCAGCCUUUCACACUGACUCCUACCUGGAGCACCUGCACAAAGUCGGGGAGGAGGGAGAUGACGACGACCCCAAGUCUAUAGAGUAUGGCCUGGGUUAUGACUGCCCUGCAACAGAAGGUAUUUACGAUUAUGCUGCAGCAGUAGGCGGGGCCACUUUAACAGCUGCCCAGUGCUUGAUCGACAGGACGUGUAAAGUGGCAAUCAACUGGGCAGGAGGCUGGCAUCAUGCAAGAAAAGAUGAAGCCUCCGGGUUUUGCUACAUUAACGAUGUAGUUCUUGGUAUUUUAAGACUACGGGAGAAAUACGAGAGAGUUUUAUACGUGGAUGUGGAUUUGCAUCAUGGGGAUGGUGUGGAAGAUGCAUUUAGUUUCACCUCCAAAGUCAUGACGGUAUCGCUGCACAAAUUUUCUCCCGGAUUUUUCCCAGGUACUGGAGAUGUGUCCGACACGGGGCUUGGGAAAGGAAGGUGGUAUGCUGUUAAUGUUCCCCUGCAAGAUGGAAUUCAAGAUGACAAAUAUUACCAAGUCUUCCAAAGUGUGCUUACAGAGGUACAUGCAGCCUUUAACCCUGAAGCUGUAGUCUUGCAGCUGGGUGCAGACACGAUGGCAGGGGACCCCAUGUGCUCCUUCAACAUGACCCCAGUGGGAGUGGGGAAGUGCCUGCAGUAUGUUCUACAGUGGGAGCUUCCAGCUCUAAUAUUGGGAGGAGGAGGGUAUAACCUUGCCAACACUGCCCGAUGCUGGACCUAUCUGACUGGCACUGUCCUCGGCCAAACGCUCUCUUCUGAGAUUCCGGAUCACGAGUAUUUUACGGAGUUCGGCCCUGACUAUGUACUGGAGAUCACCCCGAGCUGCCGACCUGACCGCAACGAGUCUCAGCAAAUUCAGCAGGUCAUCAGCUCCAUUAAAGGGAAUCUGAAGAAUGUGGUUUAAGAGUGGAACGCGGAUCAUAUUUCCUGAACAGGGAGGCCGUGCUAAUGAAGACAGUAUGUAGAAGUUAUCGCCAGAGGGGGGAAAUUUGGAAAACAUUACUUGAAAGUUUCCAAGGACUUUUAAUGGGAAAACCAGCUAACUGAUUUUUUUUAACCAUUUUACCCAGUUUUUUGGACUUUCGUCACUUUUUUGUGAUAGUAAAUGUCGGCCCGCAAGCUGUUCUGAUUUUAAAAGUAUCUAGUACUGUUUUAAGACUUCAUGAAAUACUGUAUGUUUUAUCUCACUUAACAUGAUUUGUCUGUCACUUUUAUGCACCUUCAUUGUCAAGGGCAGUCAAAAUGUAUGGGUAGUUUCACCCUGAUUUCCUUUGCAAGGCAUGCAGUUAAGUUAGAAACUAUCAUCAAAACAGUGUAUUUACUGCCCAGAAAAUCUCAAACAAAGAGAUAGACCCAUAGAUUUAAGCAAAGUUCUGUCUUGUCCCUUUCUUGGAGUUCGAAUGGAAGUUCUGGAGUAAAUGACAGUUUAAUGUUGGUAAGUUUAAUCAAGACUCAUCUUCAGUUUGUAUGAAAGCCGUUUUCAUUUUAGAAUCCUGUGUAGAUCAUUAUGUGCCAAAACAUGAGUACUCUUUAAGCAACUGGAUGUAAUAAUGAGUUUCUGGGAAAGAGGCAUAAUUUGUGUGUACUCAGUAUAGACUUGCUGAACUGGAAGAUGAAUACACUUUAGGCUGUCUUACCAGCUGGUCCUGAUGCAGCUUAGUUGGGGCUGUCUGUGAAGAGGUUAUCAGGUAUCUCUUCAUGUACAGCUGGAGUACAUUAAACAAGCCACUCUGGUCAUGUGAUUGCACUUCUCUCGAAUGUUUGGAAGAAGUGUAUUCCCAAUAUAAUCCAAUGGCUCUAAACACCACCACUGAGAUGAUGACUUAUCCUUUAAAAUCUCUUUUAAAUUUGUGAAACCUAAAUGGGGACAGACUGGGGCAAAGGUAGCAUGUGGCUGUUUUCAGUAGACAAAUGCUGAAGGGCUUGAGCGGCUGGAGGCUAAUUUAUUGUGUUUUUAUUACUUUUAAGUGGUGGUGUUGUGUUAACAAAAACAGCAGUGUACUUGGCUCAAAACUUUUGCAGCAGUCAACUUCCUGACUGACAUGAACCGUGCGAUCUGCACCUCGUUCAUGGGGGAACAAAAAGAAAAGAAGUGGGCUUUCAUGCUGUAUUUAAUUCUAAAGUCGUCUCCAACUUAGUCCUGUAAAAAAUGGUUUUGCCAGUGUAGAGUUAUGCUUUGAAUGAAAUGUGAAAACCACAAGCAGCCAGAUUGCAGCAGGGCACUAGGUUGCAUUGCAGUGUUGACAAUUUAAUCUCCACCUUCGUGUAUAAAUAUACUCGGAUGCCUUUUUUUGCAUCCACUGGGACUGCGUUGAAUGCCAUUUUAAAACAUGUUCCUAUCAGCAGUAGAGAGUGAUCAAACCGAUUUCAACUGGGGCUCUAGUGAGGGUGGCUGGUAGAAAAAAGAGUGACCAAAGAAAUCCACAUAUAUGUAUCAGCUCUAGCAAUAAAAAGGCUGCUUUUUAAAUAACCAGGCAAUAUCAGCAAUUUUUUUUUUUAUUGGUACCUUUUGGAUUGUAGACUAUUUGAUAUUGGAAUAAGGAAAGAUCUGCCUUAACAACCUGUUUCAUGGUACAGAUAGAAACAGCAGAAUUGACACACAGGACAGCAUCUGCCACAGCAUCCUGGUAGCAAAGGCUCAGUAACCCUACACUGCAAACAGCAUUGAGGAGUUCUCACAUGGACUUCCUCCUGAGCCCAUGAAGACUUUAAUUAAUUUCCUCCGUUUAUAAAUACUGUAUGGACUAAGAAUACAAAUAGCUGCAUCAAAGCAAGAUAAAUAUUAACAAACAGGUGCAAUCUUUAGUAUCACCCAGCAUUAAGGUUCCAAGUGUAAAUGAUCAAUUAGACAUAGUGUCAUGAAGGAUAGUUCUACCUGGGGAUGACUCCUAGUACUGUACUUAUAAAAUCCUGCUUGUUUUUUACUACUGAUCAAAAACGGUUAGGUUGUAAAGAGCCCCUGUGCAUUUUUAAUGAACUCUUUGUGUUUUUAUUUUACAUGUGGCUAUUGUUAAGUGUAUAAGCUGUUUGAAAUUGACUUCAUUUAUCAUUUUAGCAAACAUGUUUUUAACUUUGUAACUGCUGAUUUUUAAACUGACAACUGUUCUCUACUGUAAAUAGUUUUCUUCUGAAA